Molecule: messenger RNA, 705 nt
Organism: Tarenaya hassleriana
Lineage: Eukaryota; Viridiplantae; Streptophyta; Magnoliopsida; Brassicales; Cleomaceae
Product: 40S ribosomal protein S24-1
Exons: 5
Coding region: 100-504 (134 amino acids)
Biological process (GO): translation
Cellular component (GO): ribosome
Molecular function (GO): structural constituent of ribosome
Source: RefSeq, a predicted model, not a curated record
CUAGGGUUUCGGUCCGUGAUUCUUCUUCUUCCUCAGCCAAGUGGAGCAGCUGCAAGUGAGAUCUGUCACCGGCCGCGUUGCUUGACUAAGAUCGCAGCCAUGGCCGAUAAAGCAGUCACUAUCAGAACCAGGAAGUUCAUGACCAACAGACUUCUCUCCAGGAAGCAAUUCGUUAUUGACGUUCUUCACCCUGGGAGAGCCAAUGUCUCCAAGGCUGAGCUGAAAGAGAAGUUGGCAAGGAUGUACGAAGUCAAGGACCCAAACUCUAUCUUUGUUUUCAAAUUCAGGACCCACUUUGGAGGUGGUAAAUCUACUGGGUUCGGGUUGAUCUAUGAUUCUGUUGAGAAUGCAAAGAAAUACGAACCCAAAUACAGGCUGAUCAGGAAUGGACUUGACACCAAGGUCGAGAAAUCGAGGAAGCAAAUGAAGGAAAGGAAGAACAGGACGAAGAAAAUCCGUGGUGUUAAGAAGACCAAGGCCGGGGACGCAGGAAAGAAGAAGUGAGACCCUCCAAAACAGUAACCUAGGGUUUGCUUUUCCAUCACCCUCCCUUGUUCAUUUCCAUGUCUGCUGUUACAUCAUUCUCGAAAUAGGCAGGCCCUCUUUCUACAUCUCAGUUUUGUGUUACUUUGUGUUUCACUUGAUCACUUUGUUUAAUAUGAUUCAGAUUUCGUUUAAUUGGUUAGAAAAUUCGAUUUCGUUAAA